GAGUGGAAAACGAAACUAGCUAACGUUAGCUAACAUAAUUUCUCGUUACACAGCUAGUAGUUAAUGCUAAGGGAUUUUUUUUUACAUUUCUGUACGAUUACUGAAUUGCACAUAUAUUACAGCAUUCGAUUUUAGGUCGGUAUUAUAAGAGUCGACAUCUGUAUUUGUCAAAUAUCAAACAGAGCUAGAGGCUAGCUAGCUGCCUUUACUGUAUCUUCUGCUAAUGUAGCUGACAAUUAAGUCGCAGUUGCUUGCCUUCCUUUCAGCAUGUACAAGGCCGGGUAUCUUUCUUGGUCUCUACCUGAGAGUGAUGCUGAGACAAGUUCCGACGAAAAUGAGAGUGCUGUUAAAAACAACAGUCCAAAAACUCUAGCAACAAAAAUUGAUAGAAAUGAUGAGAUUCCGUCAGUUAAUUCUGAUGUAAAAAUGGAGUCACAGCCUAUCAAAACCAGUGGUUCCAACGACAGCAUUCCUGGAGUUUCUCCUGAGAUGUGGCAAAAAUUUAAGGAACUCCAGACAAAAAACCAGGAGAUGAAGAGAACAACACAACGCACAGAAAGGCGACGGAGAAGAAAACGUCAUAGAAAAGCUGAUGAAUCAACCAGUGCAGUCACAUCUGAGGAAGACAGAAAGCAUCAAGCUGAGCGUGAAGCGCACUGGAAUGGGCUUACGCAGUACUUUGGCGUAAAUGAUAGGUUUGAGCCUCCCGCCUGCAGCAGACCCCUGCCCAAGACAGGCCUAGAAAAAAGCAUCGACAGUGCGAUUGCUGAAGGGGACUAUGGGAAAGCGGAGGAUCUGAGUGACAGACUCGCCACUCAAGAGCUGGCCGUGAAAAUCGCAGGAGCCAUAGAUUGCCGUGACUUUGUGAAAACCAAACAGGAAGCAGAAGCCUCACGGGAAGCCCAGAAAAGGAAGAAACAAGUUGCUUGGGGGUCUGUCAUAUUUCUCUCGAUUAUCUCUUACACUUUCAUUAAAUCAAAAUACGUUCCACACGCCACAUUUACUGCUCUCGUCAACCGGCAUGCCAGCCCUCUGCGUGUUUUUCUUUUUACAACAUACGCCUGGGUUCUCCUGGAUUCAGAUGUGUGUGAGUGGAUGUCUUUCCACCACGUCAGGAGCCUCCGCUCAUAAGGAAAUGGUGGAUAAACUGUCAUACCAAUCACA
This is a messenger RNA of Megalops cyprinoides (Indo-Pacific tarpon), 1164 nucleotides long. RefSeq names its product family with sequence similarity 204 member A (gene fam204a). The transcript is spliced from 6 exons. The record is from RefSeq and is a predicted model, not a curated record. Bases 268 to 1131 code for a protein of 287 amino acids. NCBI's taxonomy places the organism in Eukaryota, Metazoa, Chordata, Actinopteri, Elopiformes, Megalopidae.